Molecule: messenger RNA, 1674 nt
Organism: Malassezia globosa CBS 7966
Lineage: Eukaryota; Fungi; Basidiomycota; Malasseziomycetes; Malasseziales; Malasseziaceae
Exons: 1
Coding region: 1-1674 (557 amino acids)
Source: RefSeq, a predicted model, not a curated record
AUGGGGUGCGUGGCUUCAAGACCCAAAGUUACUAUUGACGAGAAGCGCGCAUUGUUGGCAGAGUAUGCGUCAAAUGCAGUGCAUUUUGAGUGUGUCGACACAACGGAGCGGUUGAAUGCUCUGAGAGAGGCUAUGAAGGCAUGCUGUCUCGAUGCUUACAUCGUUGGUACGGAAGACGCGCAUGCAUCUGAAUACACGGCAAAUUGUGACAGAAGACUUGCGUAUAUUUCAGGGUUCACAGGAAGCACAGCUACCGUCGUGGUUCUUAUGGAUUCAGCACACUUUUUCACCGAUGGACGCUACCAUGUGCAAGCAGCGCACCAGUUGGGCGACGCUUGGACCCUCCAUAAGGUCGGCGAGCGCGAUGUGCCGAACUGGCGGGAAUGGCUACAUACAUUGCGGGAGGGAUCAUACGUGGGUCUUGACGCGAGGCUUAUUUCUUACAAAGAUGCAGUGGAAAUAAAAAAGUCGCUAGCCGCCCACUCCAUAACGCUAACGUUCCCAGAAAUUAACCUGAUUGACGAUAUCUGGGGCAGUGAGCGGCCGCUUCAAGUACUUUACCCGGUGCAAGAAUACAAGCUGCAGUUUGCAGGUGUGCACGCAUCAGACAAGAUUGCAAGGCUGCGAACGUGGUUGUUGGAAAAGGGCGAUGCUGCCUAUGUAAUUUCGGCUCUCGAUGAAGUUGCAUGGUUCCUCAACCUUCGCGGCGCAUCGAUUCCAUGCAAUCCUGUUUUUCCCGCCUAUGUCAUUGUAACGGCCCAAGAGGUUGCAUUGUUCGUGAACCCCCGCCUCAUCAUGCAGCACAUCCGGACAUACCUAGCCAAGUUAGGCGUCACCGUGUACGACUAUGAAGCUGUGUGGAAGUGGCUGCGAGACACAUCAGUGGGGCAUGUAUUUGUGGAUUCCAAGGCUUCAUAUGCACUUGUCACCGCAGCUGGGGAACGAAAUACAACUGUACAGAGCCCUGCUAGCCCUGUCGCCAUGGCCAAGGCCCGCAAGAACGUGGUCGAAAUCCUGUGCAUGACGCGCGCUUACAAGCGUGAUGGAGCAGCCUGGGUCAAGUGGGCAGCUUGGCUUGAGAGCGAGAUGAAUAACGGCGCCGAGGUGUCGGAGCGGGAUGCAGCGCAAGCCUUUGAGCGUAUUCGUGCAAAGGACCCCUUCUUUGCAGGCAUGCAAGCGUAUGACGCUAUCAGUGCAUCCGGGCCCAACGCCGCACUACCUCACUAUGAGACGCCGACAGAAAACUCCCGCAUUAUUGAUCGUAUGACUCCUUACUUGAAUGACUCUGGGCCUCAGUACUAUGAUGGCACGAUUGACACAACUCGCACUGUUCACUUUGGCACGCCGACUGAUGAACAGAAGCGCGCCUACACCCGUGUUCUGCAGGGUCACAUUGCGUUGGCAAUGGCUAAAUUCCCUUUAGGCACCACUGGCGCACAGCUCGAUAUGUUGGCCCGGCAGCCGUUGUACCAGGAUGGUUACAAUUAUUUGCACGGCACAGGCCAUGGUAUUGGUGCCUUUUUAAACGUGCACGAAGGGCCACAUGGGUUUUCGUCAUCGUCUGGAGGUGCGUCUGAACCAGUCGCUUUGCAGCCAGGCAUGAUCCUUAGCAACGAGGUACGUAUGGAUUCACAGGCUCUAGGGCCAUGCAUGAACAUGUAUUCGGCAGAAUAG